AAUCCAAACCCUCGUUUAAGCACUGCCUUUUCUCUGUCCUCGAUCUUGUUAAGUCGUAUGGAAGACAUCGAGGAUCUCCUCCGUGGGAGUGGCGGAGCUCCGCCGGGUUUCAGGCUGUCAGUGGCGGCGUCCGUCGGGGUCAAUCCCAAGAAGAAAAACCGCCAGCAGCCUAACGUCGGCAACAGGCAGUCUGCAAUUCAAGGCUCGUUCGCUGCCCCUCAGUCGCCCAAGAUCCCUGGCACUCAGACGAUUUAUAUGAAGACUUUUGGAUGUUCGCAUAAUCAAAGUGACAGUGAAUAUAUGGCUGGUCAGCUCUCAGCAUUUGGUUACGCAGUGAGUGACAAUCCUGAUGAAGCAGACAUUUGGCUAAUAAAUACAUGCACUGUAAAGUCUCCAAGCCAGUCUGCAAUGGAGACCCUAAUAUCGAAGUGCAAGAGUGCAAAAAAACCUUUGGUGGUGGCAGGAUGUGUGCCUCAGGGAAGUCGUGAUUUGAAAGAGCUAGAAGGGGUUAGCAUAGUUGGAGUUCAGCAAAUUGAUCGUGUGGUGGAAGUCGUAGAAGAGACUUUGAAAGGACAUGAGGUGCGGCUAUUGAACCGCAAGACAUUACCAGCACUUGAUCUCCCGAAGGUGAGGAAGAACAGGUUUGUGGAGAUUCUUCCUAUUAAUGUUGGUUGCUUAGGUGCUUGCACUUAUUGCAAGACAAAGCAUGCCCGUGGUCAUUUAGGGAGCUAUACAGUUGACAGCCUUGUAGAGCGUGUUAAAACUGUUAUAGCAGAUGGAGUAAAGGAGAUUUGGUUGAGCAGUGAAGACACUGGGGCAUACGGACGUGACAUUGGUGUUAACCUUCCAAUUCUAUUGAAGGCUAUUGUCACAGAGCUCCCCUCAGAUGGAAGCACAAUGCUUCGCGUUGGCAUGACCAAUCCUCCUUAUAUUCUUGAGCACUUAAAAGACAUAGCAGAUGUUUUGCGUCAUCCAUGUGUGUACUCUUUUCUCCAUGUGCCCGUCCAAUCUGGGAGUGAUGAAGUCUUGAGUGCAAUGAAUCGAGAGUAUACUGUAAGCCAGUUCAAGACUGUAGUAGAUACAUUGACUGAACUUGUGCCAGGGAUGCAGAUUGCAACUGAUAUAAUUUGUGGAUUCCCUGGUGAAACUGAUGAAGAUUUUGCCCAAACUGUGAGUCUCAUUGAGCAGUACAAGUUCCCUCAAGUUCAUAUAUCGCAGUUCUAUCCUCGGCCUGGAACUCCAGCUGCGAGGAUGAAAAAGGUCCUAAGUACUGUAGUGAAGAAACGUAGCCGUGAAUUGACUUCCAUUUUCGAGUCAUUUAUGCCAUAUAAUGGCAUGGAGGGCAAAGUAGAGAGAAUAUUGAUCACUGAAAUUGCAACUGAUGGUAUCCACUUGGUGGGUCACACUAAAGGAUAUGUGCAAGUGCUGGUAGUUGGUCCAGAAACCAUUCUGGGGACUUCUGCUAUGGUUAAGAUAACCUCAGUUGGAAGGUGGUCGGUUUUUGGUGAAGUGAUCAAGAGUCUCGAUGAAAGAAAUCAUAAUAUAGCUACAUGUGAUAAAAGGCCAAGUGGCAACAAAUGUUUGUCAUCCAAGCUAGAUGAAGCAUGCGCAUGUUCAAGAGAGCCGCAACCUUGUGCUUGUGAUGAAACUUGCGGGGGAGAGACAAUGUCACAGGUAAAUGUAGCUUCCCCCUCCAAUAAUGGUACUUGCUCAGAAGAACGGAACGACCCAAACCUCUUUAGAUGGUUGUUGAGGAAGCGGAAGAACCAUUUGCAGAAGAGGACGGAAGAUGUGAGUGUCCUGGAAUCUAAAGAAGAAGGAUAUAGUAGAGGAAGAAUACGCAGUUGGGCAUUUAUUGACAAGGCUCUUGUGAGUGGAAUGUUCCUGAGCUUGUUGACAAUCGUAGUUGCAGUCUCGUUUCUGGUAUCUGGGAGUACGAUGGCUAAAUAAACGGAUCUGAUUUGAAUUCUAGUUUGCACAGGUGGAAGGAUUGCCCGGCUGACUCUCCAAUAUGUGAGAUUUUGCAGGAUAUGGCAGAAGUGUGUCAAGGCUAGUUCCUAUUAGAGCUUGAUGUUUAUUGAUAUUGUUAUCUUUGAGUAACAUCAAUGUACAUUGCCAAAGGUUGAAGGCGCCAGUAAUUAUUGGAAGUGCUAGCAGGUCGAUUUUAACGAAAUCUGGGGAAUGCUGUCAUUCUCAAAUAUUUGUUAAGCCAAUGACAAACUCUAUCCUCUAUUCUCUUGUAAUUUGUAACUAGCCCAGCACAAAUGCCAUGUAGAAUGUGCUUGUAAACUGUUUUUGGAUGUCGUUUUCAGAAAAGAACUCCCAGUUUGCGAUUGAGGGAAGUUCCUGGAGUUCUUGAAACCAAUUUAGUAAGAAAAUGAAAUACACUAGAAAAUGAUUAUCUUUAUUA
Diospyros lotus (date-plum) is the source of this 2410-nucleotide messenger RNA. RefSeq lists its product as uncharacterized. The transcript has 11 exons. Gene Ontology annotation, molecular function: tRNA (N(6)-L-threonylcarbamoyladenosine(37)-C(2))-methylthiotransferase activity; 4 iron, 4 sulfur cluster binding. The coding region runs from base 58 to 1950 and encodes 630 amino acids. Gene Ontology annotation, cellular component: endoplasmic reticulum. NCBI's taxonomy places the organism in Eukaryota, Viridiplantae, Streptophyta, Magnoliopsida, Ericales, Ebenaceae. The record is from RefSeq and is a predicted model, not a curated record. Gene Ontology annotation, biological process: tRNA methylthiolation.